This is a messenger RNA of Phlebotomus papatasi, 2048 nucleotides long. RefSeq names its product phenoloxidase-activating factor 2-like. The record is from RefSeq and is a predicted model, not a curated record. Gene Ontology annotation, molecular function: serine-type endopeptidase activity. Gene Ontology annotation, biological process: proteolysis. Bases 491 to 1948 code for a protein of 485 amino acids. NCBI's taxonomy places the organism in Eukaryota, Metazoa, Arthropoda, Insecta, Diptera, Psychodidae. The transcript has 4 exons.
GUUUUCUUGAUUAUUUUUAUAUAUUAUAAAUUUCUUUUUCAUCAUCGAUUUUAUUAAGAUUGAAUGCACAAAAUGACUUAUUAUUUUAAUACGAUAAACCCCUCGGGAAAACCUUAUAACGUGGUCAAUGUUAACACUAUUAACUCAAUUGACUCACUGACCAUUUAAUUCACCUCCCACUCUCGAGGACUCUGUUUACAUAGAAUUGUUCCCAUACUCUGUUUUUGCCCAUCACCCUUUUGUUAUGCUCUUCGAUGCAGAACAAGAACAUUUAUGGCGCCAAAUUGAACUUUUUCCUCCUCAUUGGGCCACCUUUUUUCACUAGUUCCAGGUUCUACUAUAUAAAGUCUCAAUUGGCACCUCAUUCACUCCCACAUUGUCCGGACGGGUGUCAAGAUAAGAGAUCCAGUGCGCGAGUGUUUUUUUUUUGUGUGACUUUGAACUCAAUCCUUGUUCCACUUUCGACCGUAGGGCUUUCACUCCUUUUGCGAUGUUCAAUCGCAUCGGAUUUGUGAUUUUGCUGUUCGUGGUUGUCAGUGAAUCCUUUGAAUUCCCUGACGAUAAUCCUGGUGAGAGCCCCAAUUACCCCAAUCCUCUGGAGAGUGUUGAUUUAAACCGCAAUGGGAAUGAUUUGGAUCCAGUCAAUUUCGAGCAGAGGCAAGGAGCAAUGCCUACUUUAGGACCAACUCUUGCUCCUGGAGGGGCCUUCCCUCCUGGUGGACAAGCUCCUCCUGGAGGAGCAUUUCCUCCCGGUGGACAGGCUCCGCCGGGUGGGCAAUUUCCUCCUGGUGGACAGGCCCCUCCCGGUGGACAAUUUCCUCCUGGUGGCCAGGCUCCUCCCGGAGGACAGUUUCCUCCUGGGGGGCAAAUACCAACCCUUCGGCCUAGCUUUCCUCAAACCCAAUUCCCACAGACUCCCUUCCCAUCUUUCCCACAGACUCAAUUCCCUUCAUUCCCUCCGCCAACUGGUCAGCGGACAUGCGUUUGCGUUCCCACCGGUCAGUGCCCACAGACUGGGAGUGUGGAUGGAAGUGGCAUAAUAGACAUUAGAAUUGUAACUGGCACUGGUGGGGGAAGUGGUGGACUCCCCAAUGGAGGAUCAGACAUUCCCACUAAUAUUGUUUCACCCACAACCUGUGCUCCAAGACUUCAGCUGUGUUGUCAAACUGGACCCUAUCAAUGCGGUAUGCGAUAUGCACCUGUUGCUGGCAGUCCUCCAGCAGGACCCGGACAAGCUCCGUAUGGUGCCUAUCCAUGGCAAGCAGUUCUCUUAUCGCCCGGAAAUGUGUAUGCGGGAUCUGGGGUUCUCAUUGACAAUCGUCACAUCCUCACGGCCGCCCACAGGGUCGUUAAUUUCUCAAGUCCCGCUUUAAUUGAGGUGCGAUUGGGUGAGUGGGAUGCAGCUUCGACGAGGGAACCCUUUCCAGCUCAGGAAUACCGCGUGGCACAGAUGUUUAUCCAUCCUGGGUUCAAUCCGCGCAAUUUGCAAAAUGAUGUGGCAGUUUUAAGACUAACAACUCCUGUGAAUUUGGGUUCGUCACCAGCAAUUACAACAGGAUGCCUCACAAGGACAUCCUUCGAUGGUUCACGUUGUUGGGUAUCUGGAUGGGGACGCAACGACUUUCUCAGUGGGACAUAUCAGGCAAUCCAAAAGCAGGUGGAUGUUCCCGUGAUUAACAACGCUCAGUGUCAAGUUCAGUUGCGUGCCACGCGUCUAGGGCCUACUUUCAUUCUUGACCCAACAAGCUUCACCUGCGCAGGAGGAGAACCUGGCAAAGAUGCCUGCACAGGAGAUGGGGGAUCUCCCCUGAUGUGCAAUAGAAAUGGGCGAUGGUACAUUGCUGGGUUAGUGGCUUGGGGUAUUGGUUGUGCUACAGGAGGAGUUCCUGGAGUUUACGUAGAUGUCAUGAACUACAUCCCCUGGAUACAGUCCGUAGUCAGGAUGUAAUGAUCGAUUGAUCAUAGAAAUUGAAGACCAUUUAGGAGUUUUUAAAAUUUAUUGUUAAUUUUUUUUCGGAAAUAACAGAAAGAGAAUGUUUAUAUUCUAA